Ilex paraguariensis (yerba mate) is the source of this 3095-nucleotide messenger RNA. The record is from the annotation of a GenBank genome assembly. NCBI's taxonomy places the organism in Eukaryota, Viridiplantae, Streptophyta, Magnoliopsida, Aquifoliales, Aquifoliaceae.
UUUCAGGUUUUGAGUGGUGACGUGAUCAAUUUCAUGGCUGCCACUCCCAGUUCGCAUAGACGAAGAAUCUCUCUCUUCAGAAGUCUAUUCCUUGAAUCCAUUCGAAAGUGUCCCUUUCCAUACCUAUCUCCGCUCAGAUACUAUUCUUCAGAACCACCUAAUCACAACAUCGCCACCGUUGACGACGAUGACCACCUCAGUGUCAAACCCAAAUCAUCAACCAAAACCAAAAGGGCCAAAACUAUGGCUCGUCUCAUCAACAAUAAACCCUGGUCAUCAGACCUCGAAUCGUCUCUCACUUCUCUCUCUCCCACUCUCUCCAAAACUACCGUCCUACAAACUCUCCGCCUUAUUCGUACCUCAUCCAAUGCCCUUCAUUUUUUCGACUGGACCCAACAAAAUGGAUUCACCCACGACGACCAAUCUUUCUUCCUCGUGCUCGAAAUCCUCGGCCGAACCAGGAACCUCAAUGCCGCUCGGAACUUCCUCUUCUCAAUCCCAAGAAGGUCAAAUAAUUCCAUAGGGCUCGUAGACAAGUACUUUAAUAGUUUGAUUCGAAGCUACGCUCGAGCCGGGUUGUUCCAGGAAUCGAUGAAAGUGUUCUCGAAAAUGAGAGAAACGGGUAUUUCACCUUCCGUUGUUACUUUCAAUAGUCUUUUCUUAAUUUUGCUUAAACGUGGUCGAACUGGGAUGGUAUAUAACCUGUAUGAUGAAAUGCUUAGUACGUAUGGUGUUGCGCCGGAUACAUUUACUUUUAAUAUUUUAAUUAGAGGGUUUUCUAUGAAUUCAAAGGUUGAUGAAGGGUUCAGGUUUUUCAAGGAAAUGAAGAGGUUUAAAUGUGACCCUGAUGUUGUUACUUAUAAUACUCUUGUUGAUGGCUUGUGUAGGGCUGGGAAGGUGAAAAUUGCGCAUAAUGUGAUAAAGGGUAUGCUUAAAAAGGAUUUGAAUUUGAAACCUAAUGUUGUCUCUUACACAACUUUGAUUAGGGGGUAUUGUGGUAAACAGGAGAUUGACGAGGCUUUGGAUGUUUUUAGAGAGAUGGUUGACCACGGUCUAAAGCCGAAUAGAAUAACUCACAACACUCUUAUACAAGGCCUUUGUGAAGCACAAAAACUUGAUAAGAUAAAGGAAAUUUUUGAGGGAACUGGAGGGGAUGGAGUAUUUGUUCCAGAUACUUGUACCUUUAACACAUUGAUGAAUGCUCAUUGUAACGCUCAAAAUUUGGAUGAAGCAUUGAAAGUUUUUGAGAAGAUGACGGAGUUAAGGGUCCGACCAGACUCAGCCACAUACAGUGUUUUGAUUAGGAAUUUGUGUCAGAAAGGGGAUUUUGAGAGAGCAGAGCAGCUAUUUGAUGAGCUAGCGGAGAAGGAGAUAUUGUUACUUGAUGUUGGAUGUAAGCCUCUUGUUGCUGCAUACAAUCCCAUGUUUGAGUAUUUGUGUAGAAAUGGGAGAACUAAGAAGGCUGAGACAGUGUUUAGGCAGCUAAUGAAAAGAGGAACACAGGACCCUCCUGCUUACAAAACUUUGAUCAUGGGGCAUUGCAGGGAAGGUAACUGUAAGGCUGCACAUGAUCUCUUGGUUUUUAUGUUGAGGAGAGACUUUGUGCCUGAUGUUGAGACUUACGAGUCCCUCAUUGAUAGUCUGUUGCAAAAGGGUGAACCUAAUCUUGCCCAUGAUACUUUGGAGAGGAUGCUGAAAAGCUCUCAUAUUCCCAAGACAUCUACUUUUCAUUCAAUUCUUGCAGAACUUGUCAAAAAGGGCUCUGCUCGUGAAUCUGCUAGCUUAGUGGCGUUAAUGCUAGAGAGAAAAAUUAGGCAAAACAUUGAUCUCUCAACAGACACUGUGACACUACUCUUCAAGAGCGGCUUACGGGAUAGGGCCUUUGAGAUUGUUCGGGAUCUCUAUGGGAACGGCUAUAAAGUGAAGAUGGAAGAGUUGGCUGUUUUCCUUUGCCAGAGUAGAAAGUUAUUAGAGGCUCAUGAAUUGUUGCUAUUUAGUUUGGAGAAGGAUAAAAAUGUUAAAUUAGAAAUAUGCAGCACGGUUAUAACUGGUCUUUGUAAAAUUCGUAAAGUUUCUGAAGCAUUUGGUCUUUAUUAUGAACUGUUAGAGAACAAAAUUGAACCACGUUUGAGCUGCCUAAAAGAGUUGAGAAUUGCUCUUGAAGCUGAAGGAAGAUCAAAAGAAGCUGAAUUUGUUGCUAAGAGGAUGCUAAAGCCGCGGUGGGACAAAUCUCCUUCAAUUUCCAAGCUUGAGCCAACCGUGGCCAUAUCUUGACACUUUUACAUCUUUGUUGCUAGGAGUUAAUCCAACUUCAGAAGGAAGACGACCCAAAAAAAACCUGGAAUGUAGGUCGCUAAAAGGAACAAAUUCUUCUCGCCCUUAAAUUAUUCUCUCACCAAGUAGUUUGUUGAGGUAACCAUGUGUGGAGGUAAGGGGGCCCAUUCUGAACCCCUUCUUGAGGGCCUUCCGCAAAGAUUAUAUAGAUCGGAAGUGACAACCGAUUCUCAAUGCUAUCUUUGGGACCCCUCCCAUAACUGUGAUAGAGAAUACACCACUUUUUUGGGUCUUACUGAUAUUGGGAAUUCACAAUAAAUUUAUGUGGCAAUUCUGUCCCCAGCAGAACCUAGCAUCAUCAUCUGGCAGUGGCUCUGGUCCAUUGUAGUACCCCCAGUUUGAUUGUAGAGUUCAUGGGAUUGAGAUGAGCCUCCAUAUCUGUUCCUCACAAGCAUAUUUGGUGCAACUGGAACAAAGAAUCUACUGAUGAGAACUUUUGGCCGCAUGACUUCUUGUUACAUUGGAUGCCAAGUACAAAAUCCUUCUCAUUGCCUGGGAAUUUCCCCCUCUGAGCUGGUGUUGGUACAAUACUGAUGGAAGUUCCUUGAAGGAGGAGGAUAAGACUGGGCCUGGGGUACUAGCAAAAUUCCUGAAUCCAAAUGGGAGAAGCCUGACAAUAAAUUAUCUCAGAGAUUUUGUUUUUCAAGUAGUUGUGAUGUGUUCAUCUGCAGACAUCUCUGAAUUUGUAUUUGCGUCGUUGAAUUAUACUGUCUUCAACCUAAUUUCCUAUGAUCUAUGGAUUCUGAAAGAGAUUGUAAGUU